CGGUCAUAAUUCUUUCCUUCGUUAAUUUUUCUGUUAUAAUUUGUAUUUGUUUCACUCAUAUUUAAAAUAUCAACAACAUUAUAGUGCAACUAAUAUAAUUAUAGUUUCUCCACAAUAUAAGAUGUGUCACAAGUUUUAAAUAUUAAGUAAUAUGCUCAGCUCAAAAAAUUUGUACUACAAUCAAAUAAGAACAAUACAUUUGUUUACACGGCUUUUGAACAAACCUGUGAAUCAUUAUGAUUCUCUGGGAGUUACGAGAAGGGCUACACAGAGUGAGAUAAAAGGGGCCUAUUAUAAGUUGUCUAUGUUAUACCAUCCCGAUAAAAAUAGUGGAGGCGAUGAGGCUGCCCAGAAAUUCAGGGAUAUAACAGCUGCUUAUGAAGUUUUAGGAAAUAUUAAACUUAGAAAAUUAUAUGAUAAAGGUAUGUUACGCCAUCACCCUGGUCCUGAUGGACCAGAGUCAGAAGAUGAUGCUCAGACAAAGUUCUAUAAACAACAUGCGAAUCGUGCUAAACCACCUCCCCCAACAGGUCGGACGCCCAUAUAUAAUUUUGAUGAAUGGUCUAAAAGUCAUUAUGCUCAUAAUUUUAACAAAAAAUUGAAGAGCAAAGAACAGAUGGAUAGAAUUAAGAGAUAUGAAGAAAUGAGAAGCAAUGCGGAUAAAAGUGAACAUAUAAUAAUUGGGUUUACAUUGCUAUCCGUGCUAGUUUUUAUUUUAUCUUUUCAAACAGCAACUGAUAAUUAUGAUAUUAGUGAAAUGGAGAUUAUUAGUGAACAAUUGUGUGAUAUUAAUUCACUUCAAAUCAAUGAUGAGAAAUAGUUACCUGUGU
Ctenocephalides felis (cat flea) is the source of this 830-nucleotide messenger RNA. RefSeq names its product dnaJ homolog subfamily C member 30-like. Bases 152 to 820 code for a protein of 222 amino acids. The record is from RefSeq and is a predicted model, not a curated record. The transcript is spliced from 3 exons. NCBI's taxonomy places the organism in Eukaryota, Metazoa, Arthropoda, Insecta, Siphonaptera, Pulicidae.